Molecule: messenger RNA, 1907 nt
Organism: Paramecium octaurelia
Lineage: Eukaryota; Ciliophora; Oligohymenophorea; Peniculida; Parameciidae
Source: the annotation of a GenBank genome assembly
AUGGAAAAUAAUCAAAUUACGUUCAUGAGCCAAGACGAUUAAGACUAUUUUUUUAGUGAUGAAGACGAUGAAAUAUCACAAAUAAUCGAGCAAGAUUCUACAGGCAGAUUUUGUAAGGUAUGUGAUGAUAUGUAUUUUUAGUACAACGAGGAAAUUGGUAAGGGAGCAUACAAGAGUGUAUUCAGAGGAUACGAUAAUCAGAGUGGUUGUGAAGUAGCUUGGAAUGUAUUUUAAUUGAAUAGUGUUCCAGAAAGUAACAAUCUCCCAUUAUUUUAUCAUUAGAUGAAAGAAGAAGAGUGAGAUAAGAAAUUUCAAUUCUAAGUAGCCUUAAACAUAAUAAUAUCAUUAACUUCGUACAUUCAUGGCAUAAUAAAUCGAAAAAGGAAAUUGUUUUCAUAACUGAGAUCAUAAAUGGAGGCUCGUUGAAAAAGUAUCAAAUUAUCUAUGUCGAGUUAUUUACGGAGAAUCACUAGACCAAAGUUGAAGGUGAUUAAAAAUUGGUGUAGACAGAUACUCCUUGGUUUGGAAUAUUUACACAAACAAAAUAUCAUCCAUAGAGAUUUGAAAUGUGAAAACCUUCUGAUUGACACAAAUAAUAAUGAAUUAAAGAUUGGGGAUUUGGGUCUCUCCAUUUAGUAAGAAAUAUAAGGUAAAUUUAGAUUACAACAAUCCUUUACAACUUCCGUUUUGGGCACUCCAGAAUUUAUGGCACCUGAAAUUUACUAGGAGCAUUAUGACACUAAAGUGGAUAUCUAUGCUUUUGGAAUGUGUCUAUUAGAGAUGGUUACCGGAGCGAAACCAUUUUGUGAGUGCAAAGGCGGAACUGGCUAAGUGAUCAAGAAAGUUAUUGAAUAGCAGAAGCCUCAGUCAAUUGAUGCUAUUCUGAAUGAUAAAAUCAAAGCAAUUAUCUUAGAGUAAAUUGAUUUUUUUUGCAAACCAGAUGCCUAAAACCUCCAGAAGAACGACCUUCUGCCACUCAAUUGUUAUCCACUCACUUCAAUCUUCAAGUAACCGAAAAUGACAACUCCCCUGUUCCAAUCAAUGACCAAUUCCUCAUGCAAUUGAGGGAUGACAGUAAAAGUAAUUGCACCUUAAUCCCAGAUUCAUCCAUUCUUAAAUGCAAUCUAUCUAACAAAAUCAUGUUGACUACUGGCAGUAGCAAAUUUGACACUAAUUCCGAAGUCAGCAUUCAAAAAUAAUCAUAACUAUUAGGAUUGAGAAAGAAAAAUCUAAUGAUUCAAACAGAAGAUGAAACCGAGCAAAUCUUUAAUAAAUGUUACAAAGAUUACAUUGUAAGUUACACGCAUCAAUAUAUUUCUAGAGUUGUAGAAACGAUGAAUCUUUGCAAGAUCUUGAAUAGAGAUAAGAGAAGGAAUUGUAGUUGUUGAAAUAAUUGCAUUUGCAACAAAAACAAGAGUAUUUGAAGAAGACUUCAAAUAACGUAAACAUCAAGACUUCAACUUAACCAUUUUAAAGUUCUGGGUUUUUGUCACCUGGAUCCUAUUAAAAUUUCUUUGAUUUUCAAUAAGAUUCCGUUUGUCCUAAAACAAUUAUUGAAAGCCCUUGUCUAGAAAAAAAUAGCAAUAACAGACUGGUGAAAUUAGGAAUGGUAAAUCUGUAUUCCCUAUCAUUAUAGAUAGCAGAUAAUAGUUCUGGAGUGUAACAACAAUUAAGCUAGUCUUAACAAGUUGGUAUUUAGAAUCAAAUUAUUGUAGAUAAAUCAUUAGAAGUCAAUAUUUGACAAUCUAAUAAAACAACCAAAAAUAUAAAAAAAUAAAUUAAUUCAAAUAUCUUUCUUGUCUAAAAUCACGAACUCUAAUUUUUUAUUCUACAUCUCGUAUACUAAUAGUAAAAUUAACAUAUAUUAAAUCAAAGAACAAAAUAUUGGAUUGACCUGACCCUAAAAG